Molecule: messenger RNA, 1074 nt
Organism: Nestor notabilis (Kea)
Lineage: Eukaryota; Metazoa; Chordata; Aves; Psittaciformes; Psittacidae
Product: RCC1 and BTB domain-containing protein 2-like
Exons: 7
Coding region: 7-939 (310 amino acids)
Source: RefSeq, a predicted model, not a curated record
AUCCAUAUGGAGGAUGAGUCUCCUUCUUCUCGAGGAAUCAGUGCCAAGGUCUUGGAAGCAACAUUAUUGUCAGCCCUGAAGAUGCUGGAUGUUGGGAAGUGGCCAAUUUUUUCUCUCUGUUCUCAAGAAGAGCUCAAGUUAAUUCGUCAAGCCUGUGUAUUUGGCAGUGCUGGUAAUGAAGUGUUGUAUGCAACUGAAAAUAAUGAGGUUUUUGUGCUUGGCAUGAACUGCAGUGGGUGUUUGGGAACAGGUGACAUGCAGAGCACUAUUGAACCAAGGAGGUUAGAUUCUCUGUGUGGCAAAAAGAUAGCCUGUCUGAGUUAUGGAAGUGGCCCUCAUGUAGUUCUUGCUACAGAAGAAGGAGAAGUGUAUACAUGGGGUCAUAAUGCUUAUAGUCAGUUGGGCAAUGGUACAACAAAUCAUGGUUUCAUUCCCUGUCAAGUCUCUACUAACUUGGUGAACAAGAAAGUCAUUGAAGUUGCCUGUGGCUCUCAUCAUUCUAUGGUGUUAACAUCUGAUGGAGAGGUAUACACAUGGGGUUACAAUAACUCAGGCCAAGUUGGAUCAGGUUCAACAGCUAAUCAGCCAAUUCCUCGAAGAGUUACCAGCUGCCUACAAAACAAAAUAGUAGUUAAUAUAGCUUGUGGACAGAUGUGCUCUAUGGCUGUGGUGGAAAAUGGAGAGGUCUAUGUCUGGGGUUACAAUGGUAAUGGCCAGCUUGGACUGGGCAGUGGUGGCAAUCAGCCGACACCAUGCCGAAUAGCAGCUUUGCAAGACGUUCGUGUAAAGCGGGUUGCCUGUGGCUAUGCACAUACAUUAGUACUAACAGAUGAAGGUCAGAUUUAUGCCUGGGGAGCCAAUUCAUAUGGUCAGUUAGGUACUGGGAAUAAAAGUAACCAGUCUUACCCUACAACAGUUGCUGUGGAUAAAGACAGGUAAUACUAAUAGUUGUGCAGUCAGAUACCAGUUGGUAUGCUCUCAGAAGAGCUACAGAAAAUUAUGUCAUUUUUAAUGUAUUUUUUUUUAAAUAACCUAUAAUGUUUUACAAUGGUGGUUCUGCUAAAUGUGAACAGA